Messenger RNA from Amphibalanus amphitrite, 3006 nucleotides. RefSeq names its product cysteine--tRNA ligase, cytoplasmic-like. Gene Ontology annotation, cellular component: cytoplasm. The record is from RefSeq and is a predicted model, not a curated record. Lineage: Eukaryota; Metazoa; Arthropoda; Thecostraca; Balanomorpha; Balanidae. The transcript is spliced from 14 exons. Gene Ontology annotation, molecular function: ATP binding; cysteine-tRNA ligase activity. Gene Ontology annotation, biological process: cysteinyl-tRNA aminoacylation. The coding region runs from base 294 to 2636 and encodes 780 amino acids.
CUGACACCUUUCUGAGUUUCGUUCCACACAACAGAGAGGCCCUUCACGGUAGUAAUAUAGCAUAUUUUACUGAUAUAUUAGCUUCCAAUGUGCCCAUCACCCAUGAGUGAUUACAUUAGAUUUCAAAUUAGACAGAUAUCUCCAGUUAUUUGAACAUACAUGAUACAAUAGAGUUCAGUUUGAGUUGGAAUUUGGAACUUCUUUAAAGUUAAUCUUAUUCUUGUGUUAGGUAAGAUAAUUGUUUGUUUUUGGAUGGAUGUUGCUGGGCAAAUGAAUUACAAACAGUCAUAUGAAUGAGUGUAUUCUCAAGAAGUAGCAAAGUAGUUAGUGUGCAUUGCUGGGUCGCUUUGACUCAACAGCAAUAUCCAUUCUUCAAGCAAGUCAGAUUUAUAUCCAGAGCAAGGAAGAAAAGAAAAGGAUUUUUGGCAAAUAUGGCGCGCCGAGAGCAGCCGCAGUGGGCGCCGCCAGAGGGCACUGCCACCCCUCAGCUGCACCUGUUCAACAGUCUGAGCCGGCGCAAGGAGCUGUUUGUGCCGCAGGCUGGCCGCCGGGUACUCUGGUACAGCUGCGGGCCCACCGUCUACGACGCCUCGCACAUGGGACACGCCAGGUCGUACAUCUCGUUCGAUAUCCUGCGUCGCGUCAUGACCGACUACUUCGGCUACGACGUCACCUACGUGAUGAACGUGACGGAUGUGGACGACAAGAUAAUCCGGCGCGCGCGCCACCAGCACCUGCUGGCCCAGUACGCCGAGCGCACCGGCGACCUCAAACAGAUGGUGGACGACUGCUCCGAGGCGCUCAAGAUAUACGCCGAGAAGGCUGCCGCUGAGCGAGACACCGACAAGCGAGGCAUGCAGCGCCGCCUGGUGGACAGACUCACAGCGGCCAUCGACAAGGUGGAGGCCGCUGUCAAACAGGGCGGGGACCUGGCUGAGGCGAGACAGCUGUUGCUCUCGGAGGCCAGUGACCCUCUGGCCGAGUGGCUGGACCGCCGGCUCGGUCACACCGUCACCGAUAACUCCAUCUUCGCCGAUCUGCCGCGCCACUGGGAGGGAGAGUUCCACGCUGACAUGGAGGCCCUCAACGUGCUGCCGGCCAACGUGGUCACCCGUGUCAGCGAGUACGUUCCCGAAAUCGUCGACUACAUCCAGAAAAUCAUCGACAACGGCAUGGCGUACGAGUCGCAAGGCUCGGUGUACUUUGACGUGGGCAAGUUUGACGCGGCCGAGAACCACCACUACGCCAAACUGGUGCCCGAGGCGUACGGAGACAGUGCUGCGCUCCAGGAGGGCGAGGGUGACCUGAGCGUCUCGGAGGACCGUCUGAAGGAGAAACGCUCGCCGAACGACUUUGCGCUGUGGAAGGCGUCCAAGGCGGGUGAGCCGAGCUGGCCGUCGCCAUGGGGCGCCGGCCGGCCCGGCUGGCACAUCGAGUGCUCCGUCAUGGCGUCGGCUAUAGUGGGCGCCAGCAUGGAUAUCCACACGGGCGGAUACGACCUCAAGUUCCCGCACCACGACAACGAGCUGGCGCAGGCUGAGGCGUACUUCAACAACGACAACUGGGUACGCUACUUCCUGCACUCUGGUCACCUCACCAUCGCUGGCUGCAAGAUGUCCAAGUCGCUGAAGAAUUUUGUCACCAUCAAGGAGGCGCUGAAGCGACACUCGGCGCGCCAGCUGCGGCUCGUUUUUCUCAUGCACGCCUGGAAGGACACGCUCGACUACAGCGAACAGACCAUGGACGUCGCCAAAAACUUCGAGAAGGCCGUCAAUGAGUUUUUCCUGUACGUGAAGUCGGUGCUGCGUACUGCGCCAACCGGGGUGGACUUCUUCCAGAAGUGGGGUGAUCGGGAGUUGGCUCUGAACGCUACACUCAGCCAGAUCCGCACCGACGUCCACGAGGCGCUGUGCGACAACAUCGACACACGUUCCUGCCUGGAGGCCCUGCGUGACCUGGUCUCCGCCUGCAACACGUAUGUGGACGAGUCGCGAACGGCCGGCGGCGUGGCCAACCGACAACUGCUCGCCGACGCCGCCCAGUACGUCACGCGCAUGCUGAAGGUGUUCGGUGCCAUCCCGGCCGGCGGGCCGGCCAUCGGAUUCCCGCUGGAGGGCGACACCACCACUGACGUGGAGUCGCUGGUGAUGCCCUACCUCACCGUGCUGGGCAAGUUCCGCGAGCGGGUGCGUCAGACUGCCCGCGAGCACCAGGUGCCCGCUGUGCUGCAGGAGUGUGACCGGGUGCGGGACGAGGACCUCACAGAGCUUGGCGUCAGACUGGAGGACAGAGAUGGCGAGGUGGUGCUGAAGCUGGUGGGCCGCGAGGCGCUGCUCAAAGAGCGUGAGGAGAAGGCCCGUCAGGAGCAGCUGAAGCGCCUGGAGAAGGAGCGGCGCCGCCUGGAGCAGAUGAGGGUCGAGGCCGAGCGGGAGGCGCAGCGGCGAGUGCCGCCGCACCAGAUGUUCAGAAAUGACACCGACAAGUACUCCCAGUGGGACGACAAGGGUAUGCCGACUCACGACAAGGAGGGAAAGGAAGUCAGCAAAGGUCAGUUGAAGAAGCUCCUGAAGCUCUACCAGGCACAAGAAAAGAAAUAUAAUGAGUUCCUGGCCUCCCAAAACGCAAAAGAGUCGUAACCUAUAGCAUAUGUUGAAGUGUUAGGAAAGUUUGUUUUGGGAACAAAACGUUUUUAUGAGGGUGCAGAUUUAACUGAUCUGAAACUAAAAUCUAGGUUGACGAUACAUUUAUUUGGAAUUAAUUUAUAAGCCGUUGCAACGUUUUCCUAUUGUGUUGGGUGCUGGUGAAACCCCCACAUGUGGGGCCCACGGUUGUGCGCGCUUCGGUCACAUCGCUAGUUGUUACUACCGUUUGCUUUAAUUUGAGCGUGACCUCAAAUGUCGGGCUGAGCUUCCGCGGGGGUGGGUUGGCAGAUCGCCUGUCCGUGCCGAUUUGUGGCCGUUGUGACCGUGCCUUUUGCAUGGUGGAAUACACGCCUGCGGAAGUCUA